Messenger RNA from Physcomitrium patens, 2747 nucleotides. Its product is annotated as protein RMD5 homolog. Gene Ontology annotation, molecular function: ubiquitin protein ligase activity; protein binding. Gene Ontology annotation, biological process: proteasome-mediated ubiquitin-dependent protein catabolic process. Gene Ontology annotation, cellular component: cytoplasm; nucleus; GID complex. NCBI's taxonomy places the organism in Eukaryota, Viridiplantae, Streptophyta, Bryopsida, Funariales, Funariaceae. The record is from RefSeq and is a predicted model, not a curated record.
UCGAGACAUAAGGCCAAUAACUCGAAUCACUUGGUCCACUCUCGUCCGAGACCGCGCAAUUAUUUAUAGAUGCCGUAGUAGAUGGAGUGCCUUGCCGGCGGCAUCAAUUUGGUAUUGAAAAGGUGGCUCAUAGAGAGUAUGCAUAUGUUUCCUUAUGUAGGCAGACAUUACAAGAAGCAGGAUAUGACUCCGAUUUUCCCUCGUGUUGAAUGACUCCAUUGCCUUGAUAUCUUUUCAUUAGCAUCUUUGUUGCAAAUUUAGUCUCCAGGGAGCCAUUCUCAGCUGUCUUUGCUUGGGCGAUGUCUGUGGUGCUCGAAUCGCCUUUUACUACACUAAUUGCUUCAAUUCUGUGAAGUGGAAUGGAAACUCGUGAAGAAGAGUUUGUGCUGUAAUCUUUAGGAGUGUAAUUGGGCGCAGACGGAUCUUAGAGUUUGGAGGUUGCAGAUUGGUAGAUGUGGGUUCUAUGUGCCUCUGGUGUGGGUGGGAGUGGAAAGGGGUGCCAUUUUUUGAGUUCGUAUUUCGGGUAUGGCCAUGUGCGAUGUUUCAGCUCUUUGUUGGAGUGAUGAAGUUCCCCGGAAGUACUGAAUGAAUUGGUGAAUUUCCGUUCUCUGGGGAGGGCUAUGUGGGUUGCGUACCUGGUAUCGUUUUUGGUGCUGGUUGGAAUCGAUAAUUAGGUUGAGAUCUUUAUGUUAAUUGUAAGUUGCAUCUUCUCAACAUCAAUUUCUAGGCUUUCAGGAGGAAGGAGAGCUUUGUCGGAGGAUCUACAUUCGGGGUAGCGUGGGUAUUGAACCGAAAGAGCUCGAGCAUUUGGGAGAGUUAGCUUAAUUUCGAGGGAGAUCCUUUUGAUGGGGCGCAAAUAUGAUAAUUAAGGGCCUCCUAGGGUGACCAGAAUUCUCUUGGGUUUCAGCCUCCGUCUAACUUGUAAACCUAGUCAGCACAGACAAAAUGGAUUUGACCUCCGUUCAAGAGGCAUUUGAUCGUGUAUCCAAGAAGCAAAAGGUGUGCUACACGAAGACACAGGACGCGAUUGACCUAACAAUUCACGAAGUCCAGGCAGCUGCAGAGCAUCUCAAUGGAAUUGCGGGUUGCUCUUCUCAAGCUCGAAAGGGAGUACUCAUGAAGCUGCAACAAAAACUAUCUGAAAUUUCUCCCGCAAACCAGAAGGAGCUCAAUACAACAAUGGCAAAAUACGGAAAAGUCCUUGACAAGGUCUUCAACCCAGACAUUGUGAAAGCAUACAGAGAUGUUGAAUUUGAUAUCCACUUGAUCAAUCAGAUCAUAGCCCAGCAUCUCUAUCGGCUGGGGUUAUUUGAACUAGGCGACUGCUUGGUGAAUGAGGCUCAAGAGCCUGAUGCAGCUUCGUUGAAGGCCCCGCUGUAUGAAAUGUAUCACAAUUUGGUGCAUCUUCAUGUCAAGAACCUGGAGCCAGCAUUGAAUUGGGCAAGGAAGAAUCGACAGACCCUGAAAGCCAAGGGCUCUUCGUUGGAGUUUCAAUUGCAUCAACUACAGUUUGUUCACGUGCUCAGAACCAAAGGGCGUCGGGAAGCUCUUGAGUAUGCGAAACUGUCCUUUAAUAUUUUUGCCGCGCAGCAUAUGUCCGAUAUACAGAGGCUGAUGGCGUGUCUCUUGUGGGCCAAUCGAUUGGAAUGCUCUCCUUACAAAGAUCUUAUUUCCCCAUCUCACUGGGAUACCGUUGCCUUGCAAUUCUCUAGGGAGUGCUGUCACCUGUUGGGUCAGGCAUACGAAAGUCCAUUACAGGUCACUCUUUCUGCAGGUGCCCAAGCACUCCCAUCUCUGCUGAAGCUCGCCACAGUCAUGUCUUCAAAGAAACAGGAGUGGGCAGAAAUGAAGCAAAUGCCAAUUGAAAUUGAGUUAGACAAUGUAUACAACUUCCACUCCGUGUUUGCGUGUCCUGUGUCACGGGAGCAGAGCACAGCUGACAAUCCUCCGAUGCUCAUGCGCUGCGGCCAUGUCCUCUGCAAACAGUCCAUUCAGAAGCUUGCUAAGAGCAAUUCACGGACGUUUAAAUGCCCAUAUUGUCCUCAGGAAAUCUCAGCCACUCAAUGCCGGCAAAUCCAUUUCUAACUGCCUCCAGCGAUGGAUAUGUAUUGUGUUCUGCAGCUGUAGUUGGCUGAUUGCGAAGUCAGUUUGGCGCAAGAAAUGUUGGUGGUUGAAUUGCUGUACAGAUGUUGACAGGGUUCAAUUGUAGGCUGUGCAGUUGUAUGUAUUGAGCUCUAUUGUUACACUGUUGUGUACAUUGGAUGUUGUGUGCUUCAAUCCAUUUGAUGUCACAGAAUCCCUGUGUAUCGAUUUGGGUUAAGCUGAAAGAAGUUGAAGGUUGGGAGUUACUUGCAAGGUUGUGAAGGUGUAGAAAUCGGCCUCGUCACAAAUCUUGAGUUUAGGAGCUGUAGAUUUAUGAGUUUGAAAGUUCUGCAUUUUGGUCAGAAACGAGUAACUUGUCAAUACUUGGUUAGAAUCAUAAUCCUGAGUAUGGACUGCAAUGAUUGAGCAGCCGUUUGAGAAAGUUCUGGGACAUAAUCGGCACUUGCUGAACUGUGGGAUUCAUCUUCCAGAUGCCAUGAAGCGAAUGAAUUCUAGAUCACUUUAGUGUAGAGGAUCAUUCAGAUGGGUUUGAAGUGUUUGCUUGUGACAAAUCAAUUGUAGCAAUUCUAUUAUUUAUAAUUGAGUCUCAUGUUGCGGUAGAAACUGACAGAAAAAGGAGACGAACUUUGAAUUGGCCACUGUUA